Molecule: messenger RNA, 4561 nt
Organism: Pseudoliparis swirei
Lineage: Eukaryota; Metazoa; Chordata; Actinopteri; Perciformes; Liparidae
Gene: gcgra
Product: glucagon receptor a
Exons: 14
Coding region: 410-1972 (520 amino acids)
Biological process (GO): cell surface receptor signaling pathway; adenylate cyclase-activating G protein-coupled receptor signaling pathway
Cellular component (GO): plasma membrane
Molecular function (GO): glucagon receptor activity; peptide hormone binding
Source: RefSeq, a predicted model, not a curated record
GCAGCGGUGCGGCUCGCGCUCAUUCAGACCCCGCUACCAAAUACGACCAGAGCUCAAACGUUUAUACUCUUUUUAACAUUUUAAUUUCCAUUUCAACGGUUUUGUUUACAACGCAAACACAGUAAAGGUGUUCACUGCCGCUGACAGGACAGAGGACUUCCUCCCAACGCGAAGCUGAACGCAUGCGGUCAUUUAUUGUGAAAGUUGGAUUACAGCAGAGUCACUUGAACUGGGAGGACAUAUCAUCUGCCAGAUGCUGCCCAGAAGAUGAGCAGUAGAGAUUGGGCACAUCAGAGGAAUCCCGUGCUGUCAACGGCAUUGUGGCGAGCGUAGAUAAGCCCCCUUAUGAGGUGAGAACCCUUCCCCGCCCUGCAGUAUCCCCUCCGAACACCAACAGCAGGAAUAAGAGAUGUCACGGCUGUUCCUCUUUUCGGCAAUGCUGAUUGUCUCCUGCAGCAUUGAGGUGUCUCCUGCUGCUUCCUUGGAGAAGCUGAAGGAGAGUUGGAAGGUGUACAUGGAGGAGUGUGAUCGCAACAACAGCCGAGACCCGCCAAGCACCGGCCUCGUGUGCAACAGGGAGUUUGACAAGUACGCCUGUUGGCCUGAUGGACUCCCCAACACCACCGUCAAUGUGUCGUGUCCUUGGUAUCUGCCAUGGCACCAUAAAGUUCAACACGGCAUGGUGUACCAGGAGUGUGAUGCCAACGGCCAGUGGGUGACAAUGAAGAAUACCAGCGAGUGUGACGAGAAUGAUCCAAGUCUGCAGUACUACGGCCAUAUUUGGAUCAUGUACACUGUGGGCUAUUCCUUAUCACUGGUGGCUUUGGUGUUGGCGCUUGGCAUCCUCAUAUUCUUCAGGAAGCUGCACUGCAUGAGGAACAACAUCCACAUGAAUCUGUUUGCCUCCUUCAUCCUGCGAGCGCUGUCAAUCCUCAUCAAAGACGCGCUGCUGGAGGCCAACAUCACGUUUCAGGACCUCAGCAGUGACCAGGAGCAGGGAUUCCCACAGGCAUCUAUGCCUCCAGUGGAGCUGCUGGUCAACAAUGAGACAGCGGUUAACUGUCGCAUCGCCAUGGUGAUGAUGCAGUACAGUAUCAUGGCCAACAGCUACUGGCUGCUGGUGGAAGGCAUCUACCUCCACAACCUCCUGGUCAUCACUGUGUUCACAGAGAGGAACUACUUCAAAAUCUACCUGUGCAUCGGCUGGGGUACCCCGUUAAUAUUCCUCGUGCCCUGGGUGAUAGCUAAACACCUUUAUGAAAAUCAAGAGUGCUGGGGACAAAACAUAAACAUGAAUUACUGGUGGAUCAUCCGUUCCCCGAUAUUGCUGGCAGUUGUGAUCAACUUCCUUAUCUUCAUCCACAUCAUCAAAAUUCUCGUGUCAAAACUUCGAGCGCACCAAAUGAGAUACACAGAUUAUAAAUUCAGGUUGGCUAAAUCGACUCUAACCCUGAUCCCCCUGCUGGGCAUCCAUCAGGUGGUCUUUAUCUUUGUCACCGACGAGUCCACAAAGGCCACCAUCGGACUGCGUCUCACCAAGCUCUUCAGCGACCUCUUCUUCUCCUCCUUCCAGGGUCUCUUGGUGGCCAUCUUGUACUGCUUCGUCAACAAAGAAGUGCAGUCAGAAAUCCUGAAGAAGUGGAAGCGCUGGAAGCUCGGGAGGAACAUCGAGGAGGAGUACCGCCACACCUACAGCAAUACCCCCAACACCAAGACAGCGAGCCUGUUGAACCACGACUCCCGACUGCCUCAUCUCGCCAAGACCUCCUCCCCGGUCUGCAGCCCCGAGGAGACGCACAUGCUUGUGGCCGGAUGCCACAACGGGGUGGUCGGCAGUCAGGGGGCGUGUCAGUGCGCCUCACCCCUUCACGAGGGAACCAUCAGCAACUGCCCCCUACUGGAGGACAUCAGCCUUACGGACAAGGUGCAGUGUUACGAGGGUCAGCGAGAGAACGUGGAGAGCGACCUGUGAAAGGUGCAGGGGAAAAGAAAUGGAAGAGGAGAGUUGGAGGGCCUUAAGGCGUCAUCUGGCUGGGCUGAUAGGCUUAUCCGUCAGAGCGUUUCUUUGCCUAGAACCCGAUGUCACUGGGAGGCCAAGCGGCACUCAGCCCUCUCCACAGUCUGAGAAUGGAGAGUAAUACGGCAGACUCUCAUGCUGAGACGUCUAAUGUGAGCCGUGAGCCUCGUGAACGGAUUUCUGUCGAUGUUUGUCGGACAGCGAAAGGAACCGCUGCAUUUUGAAUAAUGCGGAUAAGCCAUGGAAAAUAAGAAAAGAACAGAAACCUCAAAUUGCAACAAAACAAGACGACAACAAAAAAGAAACAGAGUCAUUGCUUGAGCCUCUGCUUUACUUUUUUUUUGCUGUGUAUCAAAUGUGUGUUUUGUGGUACUGGAGGUUUCAGACAAACUGGACAUUGAACCUCCUCCUCCAAAAAAGAAAAGACCAAACAAGUGACUCAAAACAAAAUGGUAAGAAAAAUAAAAUGGUAUUUCUUCUUUGCUUUGCUCUGAUAUAUGUACGGUGUUUCUUGUCUAUAAUGACUGUGGUGAACAUGUAGAGAAAAAGAAGAAACAUUCUGCUGGCUGUAGCUCAUACAAGAAGGUGAACACAUUCAAGGGACAUUGGAAAUUGCUGGUCAUCCCUGGCCUAUAUAUUGAGAAACAGGUGAAGAGAUGCUAUCGGCUGAAUUAUAAAUAAGUUAAAAUGAUCAUCUUUUGACUUGGUGUUUACAAUAAAAAUAUAUGUCUUUAUACCGUGGGUUAUGCUGAGUGUACAGUGGUGGCUGCGUAUAUGUGCCGGGUUUGUUUUCAAGGGGAACAGUCGCAGUUCUGUUCCAUUAAAUAUGUUUCCCCCCCCCCCCCGCUAUCUCGAUGUUGUCUGACUCACACGCCCUGGCACACGAUAUGAAGCUCUUUGCGGUAGCCCACUCAACUAGUCAGACGACGGCCGAUAGGGGAAAGCGUGCACUUAGAUCAAGGAUAAAAAAUACACAGCCAACAGACGGGACCUGUAAAGUCACUCAUGCAUGAAGUAUGAAUACAAAACUGUGACUCAUCGUAACAUGUCAACUCUGGCACAAAGGAGGUUUUUAAAAGCCUAAACAUAGGUUUAUGCAGAUUUUGCAUAUUGUGUUGCGCGAGUUGUGCAUACAGUGACAUCCUUUCAGUAAUUACAUUGUGCAAACGACAGAAAUUCAGAAAGCCGUUGUUAAUGAUGCAUCCAGUUAUUAAUAUUUAAUAUCCAGUCUUGUCCGGUGUGACGCUUAGAAGAAAACACUGUCUCCUGAAAGCAGAACCAAACCUCGAAUGGCAAUGAAAGCUAAAUCAGCAGCGGUACGGUUGCUUCUGAAUAUGUUGCAUUUAUUAUGAAAGAAAGGAAGCCUCCUACAGAUAUAUUAAUCUUUGGGUUGCGAGACGUUUUGCCAGAACUAACUCACCUUGUGUAUGUAUGACUAUUUGCACAAUGUUAAUUUAUAAUUGGUAAACUGUGUGUGUAUAUAUAUAUAAAUAUAUAUGACUGUGUUAAACAGGUAAUUGAUUUAAUUGAUGUCAAUAUUGUACUUGCGUGUAUGUAUAUUUUUUCAGGUGGGUAUGAAUGAGUGCAGUUUCAGUAUUCCAGAUGUGUGGAUGUUGGAUGAACCAUCGGCUGCAGUCAGUUCAGCGAUCGGUUGAUAUGAACCAGUACAACUGGGUUCACGCAGAGCACAGAGGUCUAGCAUAUACAGUAUGGCAGCACAUGACAUUCCCAGAUGUCAUGCCUAUAUAAAGGUAUACGAGGACACAGACCUGGAUUUUAUGAUGGAAGCUACUCUCAGUCUAAUUUUUUUAGUUUCACAGCUUAGAGCACGACAGCGGCAUGUUCGUCAUCCAGAUAAAAGCGCUGUGCAUUUCCAUUUCAGCCAUCGAGUGUGUGAACAAAAAUUAAGAAAAGAAAUGAAAUAGCAGGCUAUUUUUCAUAAACGUCUGCUGAGGAUUGUAAUAGAGCAGUUAGACAUCCGAUACUCAGAACUGAGCUGGGAGCAUGAUGCACACACUGGCGCUGCUGUUGCCCACAGGCUAAUUUGACAGUGUUUUUCUCGCAGGAGAAAUGCUCCGAUACUGACACGGUAACAAAGGAAUGUUGUGCACCUUGAGUAAAAUUGUAUUCAGUCGAGUAUAUAUGUAUGGUCAAAGUGUAUUGCAAAUUUGAUUUCAAACUAAUACAUGUAUUUUAAGCUGUGACCAUAACUGUAUGUUUUUAAAGCCAGAAGUUUGGGCCACUCCCCUUUCUGGACUAAAGUGGUUCUGUGUGAAUGUAUUCGACAGGAGCCCAAAUCAGAACGCUCCCCUUUCAUUUCUAUUCAAAGGUGGUUCUGUCCACUACAUUCGCUGUGAGGAACCAAUCAGUAACGACUGGCCCGUGUUCAGGUGUAUGCUGUUCAUCAUAUAUUGUGUCCGUUUAUAACUUUGUCCAAAUGGUGAAAGAAUAAAUUACCAUGUAUGUGAAAGAGUAUUUUAACUUGACUGUCUCUUUUGUAUUGGUGCACAUUCAUAAUGUUUAAAUAAAAGAAGAUAAAGCAUG